AUGUCUUUGGUGGUAGACAAAUAUAUACAGUUGCAUCAGGAGUAUCGAAUACUUCAUCUUUUGAAUCAUAGGAAUAAGAAUCAGCAUAGGGUAGCAACAUGGUGGAAAUGGUUUAACAUGCUUAGGAGGAGUGUAGGUGAUGUGGUUGAGAUUCUGCAACCACUCGGGAGGAGAAAAAACCAGAAGCUUAAGGACAAGAAGGAUGGUAGGUUUCUGUACCGCACGCUACACAAGUUCUUUCAAAUGGAGAGCAAGUUAUAUUAUAGUUUUAAUAAUAUUAUUAAACUAGGCCAGUUUAUAACACUCGGAGUUGUCCUUGUCGGAAUAUUGGGACGGGUUCAUUCUAUUUAUCAUGAGAUUUUUGAACUAUACAAAGAACAAUUCAUCAGCAUGGGCUGUCUCAGGGUACCUAAGAAAAACGCUCAAAUUGAAGAAGCACAUGUCACUAAUAAUGAUAACGAAGAACUAGGCGAACUUAUAAAUGAUGCCGAUGUGCUCAUAGAGCCGUCUGCUCUACUGAAACAAGAUGUAAUUCUGAGCAAAAACAUUAAGAAUGAGAGCAAAUCUAGUAAGGACAAAAAGAAGAAGAAGAAAAAGAAGAAAGGCUCAGCUAUCGACGAUUUGUUUGGUUAG
Messenger RNA from Nakaseomyces glabratus, 633 nucleotides. RefSeq names its product Rmp1p (gene RMP1). Gene Ontology annotation, biological process: maturation of 5.8S rRNA from tricistronic rRNA transcript (SSU-rRNA, 5.8S rRNA, LSU-rRNA); nuclear-transcribed mRNA catabolic process, RNase MRP-dependent. The record is from RefSeq and is a predicted model, not a curated record. Gene Ontology annotation, cellular component: ribonuclease MRP complex. Gene Ontology annotation, molecular function: rRNA primary transcript binding. Lineage: Eukaryota; Fungi; Ascomycota; Saccharomycetes; Saccharomycetales; Saccharomycetaceae.